Messenger RNA from Funneliformis caledonium, 411 nucleotides. The record is from the annotation of a GenBank genome assembly. Lineage: Eukaryota; Fungi; Glomeromycota; Glomeromycetes; Glomerales; Glomeraceae.
AUGAACAAUGUUCAGAUAAACGAAUUGACAAAUAUAGCCUUUCCCAACAGUCCAUAUAAUUUCCCUAAACUCAAACAAGAUAUUAUCCGACUUAAAGUCCAAGAAUUAGCACCGCAAGUAAGAAAUGAAAGCACGAAGUUGGUUCAAUUAAUUACGGAAGCAAAAAAAAAAUCGGGCAAUUUUUCUUCCAUAGUUGACUUAAUCCUAGAAACCAAAAAACAAAUCGCGCUGAACAGCGAAACUUCCCAGCGAAAUAAAUUAAUUGGCAAAAUAGAAGCUUACCAAAGUAUUCUUGCUAGUCAUAUAGUUGAUGAAGAGCUGCAAACUCUCUUUGACAAACAAACAGAAGUCCUAAAAUUAGAAAAACAUUUAGAAAGUUUACAACAGAAUAUUUGCAGUUACCAAGUUUAA